CACGUGAUUAACGCGGAAGUUGUAGCCCUUAAGUGAACGUGAAGUCGAGCAGUCACUCGCAGAUCAGCGCCUGGCUGGUUCUGACUGGAGGCUUGGGUUUUGCGGUUCGGGUUCUGGUUCAUUUCUGUAGCAUCCUGGGAGGUUCAAAGCGCAAUUCUAGACUGAAAUCUACAGCAGCAGAAGCCCAUUGCCAGUCAGAAUAGGUUGUUUUGAGGUCAAAUGAUAUCUACGAUGAGGCCGUAACAGAAGCUUUUCCUGAGCUCAGUCCUGAUUGUUGCCAGAAUGGCCACUGCUAAGAAAGCGGCGUCUAAGACGGGGGGUGUUCGCUUCGCUGAGGAACCCGCUGCGGCAGCUGCCGCUCACUCUCAUGUGCAUUUUGACGAGAAACUGCACGACUCUGUCGUCAUGGUGAUACCCGAGUCAAACGGGAAUUUCUUGGUUAAGGUGGGCUUCCUGAAAACACAGCACCGAUAUGAGAUUGUGUUCACGCUGCCUGAGAUGGCAGACCUUGGGAAAGAUGUGUGUCCAGCCCCCAUCCCCAAUCCACACCUCCGUAUCACUAAUAUAACACCGUCCUCAGACGGAGGUCUGAGGGUGACGUGUGAAUAUAUGGCUCAUCAGGAGGGAGUGAUGUGCGAGGAGGUGCAGAUUCUUAGCGAGAGCAAAGAGGACGCGAGUGUGAAGGUCAAAGUUCAUGCUCGUGUCAUGGACCGUCAUCACGGCACUCCAAUGCUGCUGGAAGGCGUGCGCUGCAUAGGAGCAGAGCUCGAGUAUGACUCUGAGCAAAGCGACUGGCAAGGCUUCGACUAAACACCUGAACCUCACAGACUUCCCAAUCAGUGCCACAUAUCUUGUGUCGGCAGCGACAGAAUAUUCCA
Messenger RNA from Labeo rohita (rohu), 878 nucleotides. It is a transcript of the gene adisspb, whose product is annotated as adipose secreted signaling protein. NCBI's taxonomy places the organism in Eukaryota, Metazoa, Chordata, Actinopteri, Cypriniformes, Cyprinidae. The transcript has 6 exons. The coding region runs from base 283 to 810 and encodes 175 amino acids. The record is from RefSeq and is a predicted model, not a curated record.